Myotis lucifugus (little brown bat) is the source of this 3522-nucleotide messenger RNA. It is a transcript of the gene SLC6A17, whose product is annotated as solute carrier family 6 member 17. Gene Ontology annotation, biological process: glycine transport; sodium ion transmembrane transport; alanine transport. Lineage: Eukaryota; Metazoa; Chordata; Mammalia; Chiroptera; Vespertilionidae. Gene Ontology annotation, cellular component: synaptic vesicle; plasma membrane. The record is from RefSeq and is a predicted model, not a curated record.
CGGUGCCCGUUGCCGCCGGACUCGGGCUGCCCGAGGAGGGGGCUGUGCGCCCGCCACCCGUCGGGGACGCAGCUGCUCCGAGGGAGUGCAGGGGCAGAGUCUGCGCGGCGGUCCACAAGGCACAGGUCCCGGAUGAGAAGGUGCUGACAGCAGUCGAGUCCCACCUUCUCUGUGUGCUGGGGAGCAGGGCCCGUGGCCCCAGUGUCACCGAUGCCGAAGAACAGCAAGGUGACCCAGCGUGAGCACAGCAGCGAGCAUGUCACGGAGUCGGUGGCCGACCUGCUGGCCCUCGAGGAGCCAGUGGACUACAAGCAGAGCGUCCUGAACGUGGCGGGCGGGCCAGGUGGCAAGCAGGCGGCGGCGGAGGAGGAGCUGGACGCCGAGGACCGGCCGGCCUGGAACAGCAAGCUGCAGUACAUCCUGGCCCAGAUCGGCUUCUCCGUGGGCCUCGGCAACAUCUGGAGGUUCCCCUACCUGUGCCAGAAAAACGGAGGCGGUGCCUACCUGGUGCCCUACCUGGUGCUGCUGAUCAUCAUCGGGAUCCCGCUCUUCUUCCUGGAGCUGGCCGUGGGCCAGCGCAUCCGCCGGGGCAGCAUCGGCGUGUGGCACUACGUGUGUCCCCGCCUGGGCGGCAUCGGCUUCUCCAGCUGCAUCGUCUGCCUCUUUGUUGGGCUGUAUUAUAAUGUGAUUAUCGGCUGGAGCAUCUUCUACUUCUUCAAGUCCUUCCAGUACCCACUGCCCUGGAGUGAAUGUCCUGUCGUCAGGAAUGGGACUGCGGCAGUGGUGGAGGCGGAGUGUGAAAAGAGCUCGGCCACCACCUACUUCUGGUACCGAGAGGCCUUGGACAUCUCCAACUCCAUCUCGGAGAGUGGGGGCCUCAACUGGAAGAUGACCCUGUGCCUCCUCGUGGCCUGGACCAUUGUGGGCAUGGCCGUCAUCAAGGGCAUCCAGUCCUCGGGGAAGAUCAUACACUUUUCUGGGCUCCUUCCGUUUUGCGUACUUCUAAACUUUACAUGAAGAGCAUCAUAUUAUAUAAACCUUCUGAGCUCCGGGCGCCGCCACCUCUGGCUUCCUAAGCUGGACAAGAUGCUGGACCCGCAGGUGUGGCGGGAGGCGGCCACGCAGGUCUUCUUCGCCCUGGGGCUGGGUUUCGGGGGCGUCAUCGCCUUCUCCAGCUACAACAAGCAAGACAACAACUGCCACUUCGACGCCGCCCUGGUGGCCUUGAUCAACUUCUUCACCUCGGUGCUGGCCACCCUCGUGGUGUUUGCUGUGCUGGGCUUCAAGGCCAACAUCAUGAAUGAGAAAUGCGUGGUUGAGAAUGCUGAGAAAAUCCUGGGGUACCUCCACGCCAACGUCCUGAGCCAGGACCUCAUCCCUCCCCACGUCAACUUCUCCCACCUGACCACCAAGGACUACUCGGAGAUGUACAAGGUCAUCAUGACCGUGAAGGAGGACCAUUUCUCAGCCCUGGGCCUGGACCCCUGCGUGCUGGAGGAUGAGCUGAACAAGUCCGUGCAGGGCACAGGCCUGGCCUUCAUCGCCUUCACCGAGGCCAUGACGCACUUCCCCGCCUCCCCGUUCUGGUCCGUCAUGUUCUUCCUGAUGCUCAUCAACCUGGGCCUGGGCAGUAUGAUCGGGACCAUGGCGGGCAUCACCACGCCCAUCAUCGACACCUUCAAGGUGCCCAAGGAGAUGUUCACAGUGGGCUGCUGUGUCUUUGCAUUCUUCGUGGGGCUGUUGUUCGUCCAGCGCUCGGGAAACUACUUUGUCACCAUGUUUGACGACUACUCGGCCACCCUGCCGCUCACCGUCAUCGUCAUCCUCGAGAACAUCGCUGUGGCCUGGAUCUACGGGACCAAGAAGUUCAUGCAGGAGCUGCGGGAGAUGCUGGGCUUCCGGCCCUACCGCUUCUAUUUCUACAUGUGGAAGUUCGUGUCUCCCCUGUGCAUGGCUGUGCUCACCACGGCCAGCGUCAUCCAGCUGGCGGUCACCCCCCCCGGGUUACAGCGCCUGGAAUCAAAGGAGGAGGCUGCCGAGCGCUACCUGUAUUUCCCCGACUGGGCCAUGGCGCUCCUGAUCAUCCUCAUCGUCGUGGCGACCCUGCCCAUCCCCGUGGUGUUCGUCCUGAGGCACUUCCACCUGCUGUCGGACGGCUCCAACACCCUGUCCGUGUCCUACAAGAAGGGCCGCAUGAUGAAGGACAUCUCCAACCUGGAGGAGAAUGACGAGACCCGCUUCAUCCUCAGCAAGGUGCCCAGCGAGGCGCCCUCCCCCAUGCCCACCCACCGCUCCUACCUGGGGCCCGGCAGCACGUCGCCCCUGGAGCCCAGCGGCAACCCCAACGGACGCUAUGGGAGCGGCUACCUCCUGGCCAGCACCCCGGAAUCGGAGCUGUGACCACCGCCCCCACCACGCCCGCCCCUCGCCCCCUCCCACCCAGCCAGCCCCCCCUGCCUGGCCCUCCUCCAGGGGAGGGGCUGCCCUGCCUCAUCCCCCAGCCCGUUCUGCACCCCAGACCUGAGUGGGGGCUGUGCCAUCUAACCCUCUGAGAUCCUAUCACCGCGUGGCAGCCGAGUAACUGGAACAGCCCAGAAGUUCUGACUCCCAUACAGGGGAGGCUCCCAGGGGCCACUUUCAGGGUCACCCCUCCCUUCUCUCCCCCUAACCUGCUGCCUGCAGAUCUUGGUCUCCGAGCCCUCUGUGCUGCCGGGUGGUGGGGUGGUGACAGCCACCGGGGUGGGGCGGGGUAUCCCAGAGGCUGCCUGGUUGCAGGCGGGGGAUGGGACAGAUGUGCCAGGACCCAGGGCUCAGCUUGGGGUGGGGCUCCUCCGUGUGAGGCAGAUGGUGCCCGGGCAGCAGAGGGGGGGGGGCUCCUCUACCCCCAGCUCCAGGUGGGGUCUCCGAUGUCCCAGGCCAGGCCUGGGUGGUGGUGGGUGCUCCUGCAUCUUGCUUGGGAGGGCCAUGCCUAGGUCUGAACCCUUCAUGCCUCCAUUGGGGCUUAGCAUCUCCCUGUCCCCUCCCCUCCCCUACCUGCCCCAUCCUGGAGCUGAGUGCUGGCCUCUGCCUUUUCCUCGAGUCCCAGAGCACACUUGUCCACAGCACAAUUCGGGUGGUUUGGAGCACAAUUGCAAAGCACAUCCCCUCCUCUCACCUGGGACCCAACUUUCUCUCUAGUGGCAGCUUCUCCCUGGAACAGGGUUCCUGGAGUUCAGGGCCCUUGUCCAGGAAGCCUGGCACCUGGGAAAGAGAUCAUUCCACUGCCCUUUUGGGCUGCCACUCCCCCUCUGUAAUGUAAGCACAGCUACCCAGGCCAUGGCGGUCGGGGCCACAGACAGUGCUGUGGACGCUGAAGGCAGCCAAGGGGAGGGGCUGGGUGUCUGUGUCCCACCCCCACUCUUCCCUUCUGCCUACCCUGGAAUAGAACCUGACCAGAGAACAACUGCCUGCAGAGUGAUGGAUGUGCCAAUGGAAGGAAGGAUGGAUGGAUGGAUGGAUGGAUGGAUGGACGAUGGAUGGAUG